GAUCAAGAAAGCCGCACUACUAGCAAAGAUGAAGUUCCAGCAUCUCUUCGCCGUGCUUGCCUUCUCCGUGACCAUCUCGUACUGCACCGGUCACAUCGGAGGCGGCCAGCUGCUGCAGCAGAACGAAGGACCCAAGAUGUACUGCGGCAGGAACCUGGCUCGGAUGCUGGCGGUGCUGUGCUUCGAUGAGGGCAGCAUGGGCAAGCGGUCGGAGUCGUCGGGAACUAUGUAUGAGGCAAUCCUGUCGCCCUACUACAAAACCCAGGAGGUAGACCCCGACUGGCCCUGGAUGUCGCAGCACAAGUCCCGCAGUCUCGGGUUCCCUUCCCGCGGCAAGCGUUUCCCCGGCGUCGUCAACGAGUGCUGUGAAAAGGCCUGCAGCAUCAACGAACUAAUGACUUACUGCUAAUUCUUCCCUACUAUUUAAUUAUUUGACUGUCCAGCUUAUUCAUAAUCCAAGCCUUUUACUAUUGUCUUGUUUAACAGUAAUUUCUUAUUUAAUCAACGCGCUCUAACCGAUCCAUCCGUAGUAGUAGCCAGCCAAAUUGUACAUACGCUUCUGUAAGUUAGAUAUUUUUACUCAAUAUGCUCGUAAUCCUAUAGGUGACUAAAACGCAUCUGAUAUACAGCAUGUUUCCAUACAGAUUGACAGCCGUAAAUUGUAGAACUAGGGCCCGGGCAACGGCUGAUAAGUUGUAUGAAAAUGUUAGAGUCACGCUGGCUGUAUGUCAGAGGCUAAGGUAGAUUAGCUUUUAAUAAAUUAUGUUGACAUCAACUAUGUCAGUCAACGCUACGAGAGCUUAUUAGUUAGAUGUUAGUCUGCAAAUUGUACUGCAUAUUUAGAAAAUUUAACAUAACUAUAUACGAAUUAUUCGAACUUAAUUAAGAAAUAUUCGAACUAGCUUUCCAUUCGGUCAAAGAUCUACUACAAAUAUAUUUUCUUUACCAUUUCAGAAGAACUUAAAUGUAGUACACGUCUUCCAUUUACAGCUUCAGCUAUCAAAUAAAAAAAUAUUGUCUAUUUAACUACCUAGUCUUUAAGAAUUUAUUACAUGUAUUAAACAACUUCAUUUCUAGUCAUGUACUCAUUAGAGUAAGAAUUUAAGAGCACAGUGGAGACAUCUAGAUGUGUCCUGUGCCAAGUAACUAAGCCUUCAAAGACAUAGCUGUGGUAAGGUAGGUAGUUAGCUUUAGGCAUAUUGAAGCUAGAACUUCUAUGUGUAUACUCAUUUUACCUCUGUCUGCAGCCCGUAGUCGUAGGAAGUAGAGAAUAGGACUUUAGGAAACGGGUAGUUGUAGAUCGCAAAUCUCAGCUCAAUUAUAGUAAGUGUACAUAAAAUUACCUGCUUUUGGCCUUAUCUGUCGUCUUCAAUGCUAAAGGAAUUGUAAUUAAGAAUAAAUAAAUUGGUGUUGCAAUUAUAA
Molecule: messenger RNA, 1422 nt
Organism: Ostrinia nubilalis (European corn borer)
Lineage: Eukaryota; Metazoa; Arthropoda; Insecta; Lepidoptera; Crambidae
Product: insulin-related peptide 1-like
Exons: 3
Coding region: 29-409 (126 amino acids)
Cellular component (GO): extracellular region
Molecular function (GO): hormone activity
Source: RefSeq, a predicted model, not a curated record